Molecule: messenger RNA, 1926 nt
Organism: Cynocephalus volans (Philippine flying lemur)
Lineage: Eukaryota; Metazoa; Chordata; Mammalia; Dermoptera; Cynocephalidae
Gene: DDX43
Product: DEAD-box helicase 43
Exons: 16
Coding region: 1-1926 (641 amino acids)
Molecular function (GO): RNA helicase activity; RNA binding; ATP binding
Source: RefSeq, a predicted model, not a curated record
AUGUCUAGGCAAGAAGCGGGAGCCAACGCUUCCCCCUGGGUCGUUGCUUCUAGGCCAAGCCCGACAGUGGACCGGGCUCCGGAGAGGAGGCCGGCGGAGGAGCCAAAUGAAAGCCGUCGGGGGUGUCGCAGGGGUGGCAGAGGUGACGGCCGAAGAGACCCCACUGAUUGCCAGGAACCGCCGCUCUGCUUUGUGUUGAAGAACGACUGGGUGGGCUUGGUGAUCGGUCGUGGUGGGUCAAAAAUAAAAGACAUUCAGCGUACAACAAAUACCAAAAUACAGAUAAUAAGAGGAUAUACUGAGGCAGAAGUCAAAAUUUUUGGCAGCAAGGCGAUGCAGGUGAAAGCAAAAGCAGUGAUAGAUAAUUUUGUUAAAAAACAAGAGGAAAAUUAUAAAUCAGAAUGCAGAAUUGGUACUGUUGCAUUCCAGCCUUCUGUUGGAAGAGACAUAAGCACAGCUAACAGUGUUGUUACAGAAGAUCAGCCAUCAAUAGAUUGGGAUCAAAUUCGAAAGGAUGCUUUGAAAUGGGAAAAAACGAAGUGGUCAGAUUUACCUCCAAUUAAGAAAAACUUUUACAUAGAGUCAGCUACAACAAGAUCAAUGUCACAAGAGCAAAUAGAUAACUGGAGGAAGGAAAAUUUUAAUGUAAUGUGUGAUGACUUGAAAGAUGGUGAGAAACGUCCUAUCCCCAAGCCUACCUGUAAAUUUGAAGAUGCCUUUCAUUGUUAUCCUGAAGUUAUGAAAAAUAUUAAAAAGGCAGGUUUUCAAAAGCCAACACCAAUUCAGUCACAGGCAUGGCCAAUAGUUCUGCAAGGAGUAGAUCUCAUAGGAGUAGCCCAAACUGGAACAGGGAAGACAUUGUCGUAUUUAAUGCCUGGAUUUAUUCAUCUAGACUCUCAACCAGUAGCCAGAGAAAAAAGGGAUGGACCUGGCAUGUUAGUCCUUACACCCACUCGGGAAUUAGCUCUUCAAGUGGAAGCUGAAUGUUCUAAGUAUUCAUAUAAAGAUCUUAGAAGUGUUUGUGUAUAUGGUGGUGGAGAUAGAGACAGACAAAUACAAGACAUUAAAAAAGGUGUAGACAUCAUUAUUGCAACUCCUGGAAGAUUGAAUGAUAUGCAAAUGAAUGACUUUGUCAACCUGAGAAGUGUAACCUACUUGGUUUUAGAUGAAGCAGACAAGAUGCUGGACAUGGGAUUUGAACCCCAGAUAAUGAAGCUUUUGUUAGAUGUGCGCCCAGAUAGGCAGACCAUUAUGACAAGUGCAACUUGGCCAUAUGCUGUCCGUCGACUUGCACAAUCUUAUUUGAAAGAACCAAUGAUCAUCUAUGUUGGUACUUUGGAUCUAGUUGCUGUAAAUACAGUGAAACAAAAUAUAAUUGUCACCACAGAGGAAGAGAAACGAAGUCAUAUCCAAACUUUCCUGGAAAGCAUGUCACCUAAAGACAAAGUCAUAGUCUUUGUUAGCAGAAAAGCAGUUGCUGAUCACUUAUCAAGUGACCUGAUUCUCCGACACCUAUCUGUAGAGUCUCUACAUGGCAAUAGAGAACAGAGUGAUCGGGAGCAAGCAUUAGAGAACUUUAAAACAGGUAAAGUGAGAAUACUGAUUGCUACUGACUUAGCAUCCCGAGGUCUUGAUGUGCAUGAUGUUACACAUGUCUAUAAUUACGAUUUCCCACGGAACAUCGAAGAAUAUGUACACAGAGUAGGGCGCACUGGAAGAGCAGGGAAGACUGGAGUGGCAAUUACUCUUAUCACUAGAAACGAUUGGAGGAUUGCCACUGAAUUGAUCAAUAUUCUGGAAAGAGCAAGUCAGAGUAUCCCAGAAGAGCUUGUUUCAAUGGCAGAAAGAUAUAAGGCAAAUCAACUGAAAAAAGAAAGAGAAAAAAAAAUGGGAAGACCUCAAGGAAAGCCCAGGAAGUUUUAUUAG